This is a messenger RNA of Oppiella nova, 471 nucleotides long. NCBI's taxonomy places the organism in Eukaryota, Metazoa, Arthropoda, Arachnida, Sarcoptiformes, Oppiidae. The record is from the annotation of a GenBank genome assembly.
AUGGAGUUGUGUUCCAAUAGUCUGAAGAAUAUUCUUCAACACAAACCACAAGAAUUUGAACGACAAUCAGGAGAACCCAUGAAUUCAUACGAAUAUUUGAUUUCGUGUGAAAUAUUCCGAGAGAUCUUAGAAUGUGUUCAGUAUUUGCAUGAAUUGAAUCCACAGAUCAUUCACAGAGAUCUUAAACCCGACAAUAUAUUGAUCGAUAGGGAGGGGCGUAACGCUACUGUUCACGACAAAAGUAUUCACAAACUUACCGAAAAUAAACACACAUCAGGUGUGGGAACCCUUGGAUUUAUUGCCCCAGAAGUCCUUACGAGUAAACCAUAUGAUCAUAAAUCGGAUGUUUAUAGUCUGGCUGAAAUUGGCCAAAAGUUAUUUGAUUUGGACUUGUCCAGAUUAGACCAGCAUCAGUCGCAACUCUACUCAAAGACAUGUCCUAAUUUGAACGAGCCGGUACCCUAUUAUUAA